This is a messenger RNA of Chlorella variabilis, 1401 nucleotides long. RefSeq lists its product as hypothetical. The transcript has 11 exons. The coding region runs from base 1 to 1401 and encodes 466 amino acids. The record is from RefSeq and is a predicted model, not a curated record. Lineage: Eukaryota; Viridiplantae; Chlorophyta; Trebouxiophyceae; Chlorellales; Chlorellaceae.
AUGGCUGUAAUGCGGGCAGCAGCGCUGGCUCCCUCCACCGCGGCGCUGCUGGCGGGUGUCACCCUGCUGCUGCUGCUGCCAAGUGCCGCCACCGCCGCCUACAGCAGCUUGUGGGGCAGGAAUGGCGAACUGUGGGACCCUGCCGGCCCGCUGCCAGACUUUAGCUACGCAGGCUACAAGCAGGGCAACGAGCCGCUUCCCAACCCGCCGGUGACACGGUCUGUGCUCAAGUUCAAACGGCCGGGCAUGAGCGACACGCAGAUGUUCCAGGCGGCCCUCGCAUGGGCCCACAAGCGCUCGCUGACCAACAAGUUUAUUGUGUUGUCCAUCCCCGCCGGCCGCUUCACCCUGACGCAGCGCCUGUUCAUCAGGCGCUCGCGGCUGGUGCUACGCGGCGCGGGCGCCGGCAAGACCACGCUGUACAUCCCCAAGAGCCUAAUCGACAUCUACGGCCCCAAUCCGGAGUCCGGCACUGGCGGCUACGUGAACACCGAUGGCUUCAUCACAAUCGAAGGCACCAGCAGGAUUGGUGAUGAGGCCGCGCGGGUCAUCAAGUUUGCUGCCAAGGGCGACGUGUGGGUCCGGGUGGACCGCCCGUCUGCCCUCAAAGUGGGCGAGUACUAUGACAUGUGGUUUACGGAUGUGGCGGGCAAAUUCAACAACCUCAUGUUUAACAAUAAGUGGGUGGCCCCUGCCCAGUACAAGGGCAACACGCGGGUCAAAUUCACUACCAAGAUCCUGGCCGUCCGUGGCGACCGGGUCAAGAUUGAGCGGCACCUGCCGUAUGAGAUCCGCUCCAAAAUGAACAUUGUCAAGUUCCACAAGCGGCCCAACACUGUGUUCGAGAGCGGGGUGGAGGGCAUCACCUUUUCCUUCAAGUGGUCGUGGUAUGCGGGGCACCACGUGGAGGAUGGCUGGAACGCAAUUUACAUCAGCGAGGCGUACAACUGCUGGGUCCGCAACAUUGCCACCAUCAACGCCGACAGCACAGUUCUGAUCAACGGCAAGUGCCCUGCCACGUGCCAACAAGGGCUGCAGACAGUGCACCAGACAGUGCAGCCUGCGGGCAGCGCCUGCUUCUGCACGCAGCACCGCGCUGCCCAGGGCUGUGCAGCGCGCGCUCAGCCUGCUCCCGUCGCUGCCGCUGUCGCAGGCGCGUCUGCGCUGACGGUGUCCGGCAUCAGGAUUUCGGCCAGCAAGACGCGGGCCAACAACAUCCCCAACAAGUGGAACGAGCGCGCGGAUGCCGACGGGCACUGGGGCGUGCAGCACACCCACAGCUUUGACGUCUUGGUCACCAACUUUGUGAUCACCUGCUCCCUCCUGCACGACGUGGGCACCGGCAGCUCGGGCAAGUUUGGCGUGUACAUGAACGGCAGGAUGGCAGGUGAGGGCCCCUAG